Etheostoma spectabile (orangethroat darter) is the source of this 1653-nucleotide messenger RNA. RefSeq names its product zinc finger BED domain-containing protein 5-like. Lineage: Eukaryota; Metazoa; Chordata; Actinopteri; Perciformes; Percidae. The record is from RefSeq and is a predicted model, not a curated record. Gene Ontology annotation, molecular function: protein dimerization activity. Bases 1 to 1653 code for a protein of 550 amino acids. The transcript has a single exon.
AUGAGACCCUGUAAGCUCCGGCGCCACAUUGAAACAAAGCACCCAAGUUUAGUGACCAAGCCGCGGGAGUUUUUUGAGAGGAAGCUGAAGGAGCUGUGCACACAGAAAAAAACAAUAGAGACGUUCAGUACUGUUAACGCUAAGGCAACCGAAGCAUCUUAUCGGGUGGCCUUACGCAUUGCAAAGACGGGGAAACCCCACAACAUCGGUGAAACUUUACUUCUUCCUGCUGCUAAGGACAUGUGUUCAGUAAUGAUGGGAGAAGCUGCUGCUGCCAAACUGAAUGUCAUCCAGUUGUCUGACAACACCAUCCAACGCCGAAUCUCAGAUAUGGGCGCAGAUGUGCGGCAACAGGUAGUGGACAGUGUUCGUGAAAGCCCCUCCUUCUCCCUUCAGCUGGACGAGUCGACGGAUGUUGCCAAUUGUGCUCAAUUAAUGGUGUACGUGCGUUUUGUUAAAGAGCUAAAUGUGCAUGAGGAGUUUUUGUUUUGUCACCCUCUGCCCUCGCGCACUACAGCAGACGAAAUCUUCAAGGUUUUGAAUGAUUUCAUGCGGGAAAAUAAUGUGGACUGGGGCCGCUGCUGUGGAAUAUGCACUGAUGGGGCAAGGGCAAUGACAGGCCGGCACAGUGGUCUGGUAAAAAAGGUGCAAGAGGUCGCCCCGGCUGCUAUUUGGACGCACUGCAUAAUCCACCGCCAGGCCUUGGCAACUAAGAGGAUGCCCCAAGAGCUGCACACUGUGCUGGACGAGGCAGUAAAAAUUGUUAACCUUAUAAAGUCGCGCGCCAUGAAUGCCCGUGUUUUCUCCAUCCUCUGCAAGGAGAUGGGUGCGCACUUUAAACAGCUGCUUCUGCACUCGGAGGUCCGGUGGCUUUCCCGAGGAAAGGUACUCACGCGCCUUUGUGAUCUCCGUGAGGAAGUCCUUCUUUUCCUCGCUGAAAUCAACUCUCCACUGGUAAAACACAUGGAAGACAUGAAGUGGGUUGCAAAGCUUGCCUAUCUUUCGGAUGUCUUCGAAAAGAUAAACACACUGAACAUCUGUCUGCAGGGCAAAGAGUGCAACGUCUUUUACGCACACGAUCAACUCUGUGGAUUUAGGAAAAAGUUGGAACUGUGGGGUGCGCGUGUGGAGCGGGGAUCAGUGGAAAUGUUUCCCACGUUAGAGGAUGUUUUGGCCAGAGCGGAGCUGAAGGUGGAGUGUUUACAGCAGGUGGUCUGCGCGCAUUUGGAGGGAAUGCGCAAGCAGUUUGGAGAGUAUUUUGGAGAGGAGACAAUGGCAAACCAGUGGGUGAGAAACCCAUUUUCCUUCCCCGUGACACUCAAAGAUGGACUUUCAGCAGGAGAGGAAGAGGCUCUGGCUGAGCUGAGCUGUGACAUGGACUUGAAACAGAGGAUGAGUGACGUGUCACUUGCGCACUUUUGGCUGUCAGUAGGGACUGAAUUUCCACAGCUCUCCACGAAGGCAGUGAACGUGCUCAUCCCCUUCACUUCAACCUAUCUUUGCGAAUGUGGGUUUUCCGCACUCGCAAAGAUAAAAAGCAAAUACCGGUCAAGGCUGCUGGUUGAAGAUGAUCUGCGGUUAUACCUCUCAUCAGUGCAACCCCGCAUUACCCAGAUUUGCGCAUCAAAAGCACAAGCACAUUGUUCCCACUAA